AUGAGGAAGACUGAGAGGAAACACACCUCUUCUUUGUCGAGGACAAUACCGACUAAAGAAACCGAAUCCGUGCCAAGUGGGUCAUUCACUGCGUCUGGGUUUGUAUUCUCGACAUUGGCGGAGCCAUAUCGCCCAUCGAGAAGUGGGAACGCAUCUCCUAUCAUGGGCUCGAGACCAACAAGAAAAGAUCAACUCUCACAUUCCGCAGUAGUAUCGAGUGCACCAUCGACGCCAAGUUUAUCACAUUCACCACGUCGAUCGACCCUCUCAACUAUUACUUCAUGCCCCGAUGGCCCAUCUUCGAACACUAAUAUUAAUACUUCACUCUAUAAGACCGAACUGUGCAGAAGCUACGUCGAAACUGGAACUUGUAGGUAUGGCGCAAAAUGUCAAUUCGCACACGGCGAAAAAGAACUCCGUCCCGUCCAACGCCACCCAAGAUAUAAAACGGAAAUCUGCCAAACCUUCCAACAAACGGGAUCCUGUAAAUACGGCAGCCGUUGUCGCUUCAUUCAUGUCCUCCCUGACGAAACUAACAGCGAACAGGCAGAGUCACCCUCGUCGAACUUCUCAGAACUCUCACCGGAAGACGACAGUGAACGACUCCCAAUUUUCGAAAACCUUUCUCAUGUCUAA
Entamoeba invadens IP1 is the source of this 636-nucleotide messenger RNA. Its product is annotated as tristetraproline, putative. Gene Ontology annotation, molecular function: metal ion binding; mRNA binding. Bases 1 to 636 code for a protein of 211 amino acids. The transcript has a single exon. The record is from RefSeq and is a predicted model, not a curated record. NCBI's taxonomy places the organism in Eukaryota, Evosea, Mastigamoebida, Endamoebidae.